Molecule: messenger RNA, 2197 nt
Organism: Leptonychotes weddellii (Weddell seal)
Lineage: Eukaryota; Metazoa; Chordata; Mammalia; Carnivora; Phocidae
Source: RefSeq, a predicted model, not a curated record
AUCAUAGUUUCAGGAUCCUCAGGAAACCCUGGUACUGGCAGCAGCCAGCCUCUGCUGUGCCCACAUGACCCACAACUCUGGCAGCGGACCCGGCACUUCCAACAUUAUUAAAUAAUAAGAAAGCGGCUCCUACUCCAUGCCCAAACCUCCCUACAGACCAAUGGACACCUUCUAAGAGUUUGGCGAGUCGGUGACUGAGACGCCCGUCCAUUCCAAGACCUGAAGCUGAUAAUGCAAUUUUACAAUCUUGAGAACCAAUCAAAAAUCUUUUGGAAGUCAGCUUACUUAAAGAAACCCAGGAAACCACUCUCCGCAUGAAGCUUGGAAUAUCAUGUGACUCCUGUUAUAAAUAGCCUGUUUGAAGAGAUAGCAAUAAAUAAGAUUUGCCAAUCCCUGGAUGAAGUGCUUGGGAAAUCUUUAGAUGCCAUAGUCAACUGCCAUUUCAAAGAAGAGAAAAUAGAUGGUUUUGGAAAGUUCAUGCUGUUUCUUCACUGAAUUUUAGAAUGAUUGAAGAUAGUGGGAAAAGAGGAAAUACCAUGGCAGAAAGAAGACAGCUGUUUGCAGAGAUGAGGGCUCAAGAUCUGGAUCGUAUCCGACUCUCCACCUACAGAACAGCAUGCAAGCUUAGGUUUGUUCAGAAGAAAUGCAACUUGCACCUGGUGGACAUUUGGAACGUCAUAGAAGCAUUGCGGGAAAAUGCUCUGAACAACCUGGACCCGAACAUAGAACUCAGUGUGGCCCGCUUGGAGGCUGUGCUAUCCACCAUUUUCUACCAGCUCAACAAACGGAUGCCAACCACUCACCAAAUCCAAGUGGAGCAGUCCAUCAGCCUCCUGCUUAACUUCCUGCUGGCAGCCUUUGAUCCGGAAGGUCAUGGUAAAAUUUCAGUAUUUGCUGUCAAAAUGGCUUUAGCCACAUUGUGUGGAGGGAAGAUCAUGGACAAAUUAAGAUAUAUUUUCUCCAUGAUUUCUGACUCCAGUGGGGUGAUGGUUUAUGGACGAUAUGAUCAGUUCCUGCGGGAAGUUCUCAAACUACCCACAGCCGUUUUUGAAGGUCCUUCAUUUGGUUACACAGAGCAGUCAGCGAGAUCCUGUUUCUCUCAACAGAAAAAAGUCACCUUAAAUGGUUUCUUGGACACGCUCAUGUCCGACCCUCCCCCCCAGUGUCUGGUCUGGCUGCCCCUUCUGCAUCGACUGGCGAAUGUGGAAAACGUCUUCCACCCGGUUGAAUGUUCCUACUGCCACAGUGAGAGUAUGAUGGGGUUCCGCUAUCGGUGUCAACAGUGUCACAACUACCAGCUCUGUCAGGACUGCUUCUGGAGGGGCCACGCCGGCGGCUCCCAUAGCAACCAGCACCAAAUGAAAGAGUACACGUCAUGGAAAUCCCCUGCUAAGAAGCUAACUAAUGCAUUAAGCAAGUCUCUGAGCUGUGCUUCCAGCCGUGAACCCUUGCACCCCAUGUUCCCUGACCAGCCUGAGAAGCCACUCAACUUGGCCCACAUUGUUGAUACUUGGCCGCCCAGACCUGUAACCAGCAUGAAUGACACCCUCUUCUCCCACUCAGUCCCCUCCUCAGGAAGUCCUUUUAUUACCAGGAGGUUACCUGAGGGGAUAAGUGCAUCCAGCCCUGGGGCUGAGGAGCAUUCACUCAUAAAGCUGUAUGUAAAUCAGCUUGACCACAGCCCACGCUCUCCUCCCAAGGACAGUGAAGUAGAGCAGAACAAACUGCUGGCUAGGGCUGCUCCAGCUUUUCUGAAGGGCAAAGGGAUACAAUACAGCCUGAAUGUGGCAGACAGGCUAGCUGAUGAACAUGUUCUCAUCGGGUUGUAUGUCAACAGGCUCCGGAACAACCCAUCAUGUAUGCUUGAGAGUUCAAACCGGCUUGAUGAAGAACACAGGCUGAUCGCCAGGUACGCGGCCAGACUGGCGGCAGAGUCCACUUCCUCGCAGCCGACUCAGCAGCGGAGUGCUCCUGACAUCUCCUUCACCAUUGAUGCAAACAAGCAGCAGAGGCAGCUGAUCGCAGAGCUAGAAAACAAGAACAGAGAAAUCUUACAGGAGAUCCAGAGGCUGCGGCUAGAGCAUGAACAAGCCUCUCAGCCCACCCCAGAGAAGGCGCAGCAAAACCCCACUCUGCUGGCCGAGCUCCGGCUCCUCAGGUAAGAGGGGGAGCCCCAGGCCUCUUGGGGCGUGCAAGU